AUGUUGAUGUCAGAUGUGAUUGGAAGAGAAGAAGUCCAGAAUAUUGAUGCUUCUGGUGGACUGUUUCCUGUUUUGGAUUACUCAGCUAGCUAACAGAGUGUGUAAGGACAAUCUUCUACUGAUGUCAUCGAGAGAAGAGCAGGUGACAGAUGGAAUCUCGACAGCCAGAUCCAGUCAAUCGCAGAGAUUUGGCGGAAGUGGAAACGUGAGUGGGGGUGUUGACUUAACACAUGGCAAGGGUGGGUUGGAAUACUCCUCGACUGUUUCGUUUGGAUGCCACUCUCAGAAAGAGCUGCAAUUCGGAGGAGCAAGAGACUCUUCGGAGAGACAAUCACGUCGCUUGCAGUCCAUACGGGAAGGAGAUCGUGGAAGAGCUGCAAUUCGGAGGAGCAAGAGACUCUUCGGAGAGACAAUCACGUCGCUUGCAGUCCAUACGGGAAGGAGAUCGUGGAAGAGCUGCAAUUCGGAGGAGCAAGAGACUCUUCGGAGAGACAAUCACGUCGCUUGCAGUCCAUACGGGAAGGAGAUCGUGGAAGAGCUGCAAUUCGGAGGAGCAAGAGACUCUUCGGAGAGACAAUCACGUCGCUUGCAGUCCAUACGGGAAGGAGAUCGUGGAAGAGCUGCAAUUCGGACGAGCAAGAGACUCUUCGGAGAGACAAUCACGUCGCUUGCAGUCCAUACGGGAAGGAGAUCGUGGAAGAGCUGCAAUUCGGAGGAGCAAGAGACUCUUCGGAGAGACAAUCACGUCGCUUGCAGUCCAUACGGGAAGGAGAUCGUGGAAGAGCUGCAAUUCGGAGGAGCAAGAGACUCUUCGGAGAGACAAUCACGUCGCUUGCAGUCCAUACGGGAAGGAGAUCGUGGAAGAGCUGCAAUUCGGAGGAGCAAGAGACUCUUCGGAGAGACAAUCACGUCGCUUGCAGUCCAUACGGGAAGGAGAUUGUGGAAGAGCUGCAAUUCGGAGGAGCAAGAGACUCUUCGGAGAGACAAUCACGUCGCUUGCAGUCCAUACGGGAAGGAGAUCGUGGAAGAGCUGCAAUUCGGAGGAGCAAGAGACUCUUCGGAGAGACAAUCACGUCGCUUGCAAUCCAUACGGGAAGGAGAUCGUGGAAGAGCUGCAAUUCGGAGGAGCAAGAGACUCUUCGGAGAGACAAUCACGUCGCUUGCAGUCCAUACGGGAAGGAGAUCGUGGAAGAGCUGCAAUUCGGAGGAGCAAGAUACUCUUCGGAGAGACAAUCACGUCGCUUGCAGUCCAUACGGGAAGGAGAUCGUGGAAGAGCUGCAAUUCGGAGGAGCAAGAGACUCUUCGGAGAGACAAUCACGUUGCUUGCAGUCCAUACGGGAAGGAGAUCGUGGAAGAGCUGCAAUUCGGAGGAGCAAGAGACUCUUUGGAGAGACAAUCACGUCGCUUGCAGUCCAUACGGGAAGGAGAUCGUGGAAGAGCAUGGAAAACUCCAACCCUCCCAUUCAGACAUCAUCUGAUAAAAACUGUCUUUCAAAGAACACAGGAGGGAUCCCCCCUAUUGCAAUAGUGGAGAAUGAUAACAUGGUACAAAUUUCGUAUAUGCUUAACUACCACGAGAUCUCUGCGCUUCUGUGGAUCCAAAAUCCGAGAGGGUUUUGGCGAAGAGUGGAUGCGUGUCUUUCUUUUGCAUUGGAUUACGCAAUUUUGAAGUUCCAGCAAGCACACGUCAUAGUGUACUAUGUAGUGAAAGGCAGUGUAGGUGCCCAGUAUGACGUGUGGGUGCUGCACCCGCUCAUUUUCAUCACAUUUGCGACUGUAUUUGUGCUCUUGGUUGAACCCAAUGCAGUAGGAAGUUGUAUCCCGGAGUUGAAAACCAUCAUCAGGGGAAUUGGACUGACAAUAGUUCUGGGCAGUGGCAUGCCCAUCGGCAAGAAGGGUCCGUUUGUCCACGUGGCGUGCAUGGCAGCAACCCAGCUCAGCUCCGCCGUCACUUCCUUCCAAGACGUGUCUACCGCAAUUCCACUCGCAACACAGGGAUGCUGGCAGGCGCGUGUGCAGUAG
Molecule: messenger RNA, 2023 nt
Organism: Symsagittifera roscoffensis
Lineage: Eukaryota; Metazoa; Xenacoelomorpha; Acoela; Convolutidae
Exons: 7
Coding region: 47-2023 (658 amino acids)
Biological process (GO): chloride transport
Cellular component (GO): plasma membrane
Molecular function (GO): voltage-gated chloride channel activity
Source: RefSeq, a predicted model, not a curated record